AUGUCAUAUGUCACUUGUGUCAAGUUGUGUUGCCUAUCAGUAAAUGUAAAUAUACGAAAAAAAACAACGAUUUUUAUUGGAAAUUGUAAGAUAAAUUAUUUGGUCGUUGACUCAUUAACUUUCGAUUUCGUGAAUGAAAUAAGUAGGUACAAAAGCUCGAAAAUGGUAGAUUUAUCGUCACCUAAGGCGCAAGAAAUAUACGCCCUCAUUAAGGAGAACAAAAUAGUUAUAUUCUCCAAAACGUACUGUCCAUAUUGCGAUCUAGCUAAAGAGUGCUUCGAUAAGAUCGGUGUACCAUAUUUAGCAGUUGAAUUGAAUAAAAGGGGCGACGGAAACGAAGUGCAGAGCAUCCUGAGCCAGAUGACCGGAGCCCGAACGGUGCCUAGAGUGUUUGUUAAGGAAAAAUGUAUCGGAGGAGGCACUGACGUGGAAUCUCUACUGCAUUCGGGGGAACUGGCCAAAAUUGUCGCUUAA
Messenger RNA from Phyllotreta striolata, 474 nucleotides. The record is from the annotation of a GenBank genome assembly. Lineage: Eukaryota; Metazoa; Arthropoda; Insecta; Coleoptera; Chrysomelidae.